Messenger RNA from Vicia villosa (hairy vetch), 1154 nucleotides. Its product is annotated as AP-1 complex subunit mu-1-I-like. The record is from RefSeq and is a predicted model, not a curated record. Gene Ontology annotation, biological process: vesicle-mediated transport. The transcript is spliced from 7 exons. Bases 663 to 1154 code for a protein of 163 amino acids. Lineage: Eukaryota; Viridiplantae; Streptophyta; Magnoliopsida; Fabales; Fabaceae. Gene Ontology annotation, cellular component: cytoplasmic vesicle.
ACUCUUCAUCUCCACAAACCAGUUGAACGUUGAGCCUUAUUUUCAAUGGCAUUGUCACAAUUUCGUUCUUCUCUCAAAUUCGGUAGCCCAUUUCCAAUGGCAACACUCUCUUUCUUCACCAAUUCCUCCAAAACCCUAACCCCACCUAACCACCCCAAAACCUCAAUUUCAACAACCUCUCCAUCCGUACCAAAAUCCGUACCCGAAACCCUAUCCAAAUUCGCGCGGCGGCCAAGGAAGAUUUCUCUUCCAACAAAAGCGGAAGCAAUGAGCAGAAGGAAACGAUUAUGCUUCCCGGUUGUGACUACAACCAUUGGCUCAUUGUAAUGGAGUUUCCUAAAGACCCUAAACCCUCUCGUGAACAGAUGAUUGACACUUACCUUCAAACUCUUGCUACUGUCUUGGGAAGUUUAGCUUUUGGAAGAAAAAUGCAGAAUUUGUCCUCGCUCGCAAGGUGUUCGAUGAAAUGUCCCAACCGAAUUCGUGUUCAAGCAUUAUUUUGAGGAAUUGGAAGAGGAAUCUCUUAGGGAUAACUUUGUCGUUGUGUAUGAACUACUUGAUGAAAUAAUGUACUUUGGUUAUCCACAAUAUACUGAGGCGAAAAUUCUUAGUGAAUUUAUUAAGACAGAUGCUUAUAGAAUGGAAGUUAAUCAGAGACCUCCAUGGCUGUAACAAAUGUUGUUUCGUGGCGCAGUGAAAGGAUAAACUACAAGAAAAAUGAGGUUUUCUUGGAUGUGGUGGAGAGUGUUAACAUACUUGUCAAUAGCAAUGGGCAAAUAAUUAGAUCUGAUGUCAUGAUUCAGAUCUUCUGGAUAUGCACAGUAUGUGGUGAACCUCUCUCCCAAACUGCUCAGUCAUUUAUGCCUGAGUUGAUGUAUGGAGUAAAUCAGAGUUUGGAAAAGGUUUUGCAUUCCUUUGAAUUCUCUCAAACUAUGCCGCAAAAAAAGUCCAAGAAGAAGAAUAUAUCAACUCAACAUGAAGUCACUCAACCUCAAUCCAAUCAACCCCAACCUAUUCCGUCCCCAACCCACUCCACCUCAACCUAUUCCAUAUCUUAUUCAACCUCAAUUCACUCAACCUCAACUCACUUAACCCCAACCUUAAUUGACUUAGUUUUUGGAUUGUAUUAUCAUUUUAACUUGGUUGACAAAUGA